GCAGUAGUUUUUAAGGAAGAAUUUUCACACAUGAUUUUUAUUGUUUACACGAAAAGUUUUUUUUUGAAAAAAAAAAUCAAUUACGAUGACUGACCAGCAACAACAACAACAACAACAAUCAUCACCAACUAAAUUAACCACCGAAAUAAUGGAAUCAAGAUCAGAUUUUACGAUAAACACUGACAAUUGGCCCGAAUAUAAACGUAAUGUACUUGGACUACUUUACCUAGAUGAUUUUGAUGGUGAAAUUGAUGAAAUAAAUGAAUCAAAUCAAUUGAUUGAAUUACCAUUACAAUUGGGUAAUAUUGAUCCAAAUAAACAACCACAAUAUCAAUGUAUUAAAUGUGGUAAAAUACAAACAAAUGAAUUACAAACAAACGAUAUUCAUCGUAUGAAAUGUUUACGUUGUUAUAAUAAAGCUUUCAAUAAAAUCCGAUCAACUAAAUGGAUUAAAUUUCAUGCUUAUUAA
Molecule: messenger RNA, 469 nt
Organism: Dermatophagoides pteronyssinus (European house dust mite)
Lineage: Eukaryota; Metazoa; Arthropoda; Arachnida; Sarcoptiformes; Pyroglyphidae
Source: RefSeq, a predicted model, not a curated record